Messenger RNA from Staurois parvus, 585 nucleotides. The record is from the annotation of a GenBank genome assembly. Lineage: Eukaryota; Metazoa; Chordata; Amphibia; Anura; Ranidae.
CCCAGGACCCUGCAUCCACUAUAUCUGGUCUCCCAGGACCCUGCAUCCACUAUAUCUGGUCUCCCAGGACCCUGCAUCCACUAUAUCUGGUCUCCCAGGACCCUGCAUUCACAAUAUCUGGUCUCCCAGGACCCUCCAUCCACAAUAUCUGGUCUCCCAGGACCCUGCAUUCACUAUAUCUGGUCUCCCAGGACCCUGCAUUCACUAUAUCUGGUCUCCCAGGACCCUGCAUUCACUUUAUCUGGUCUCCCCGGACCCUGCAUCCACUUUAUCUGGUCUCUCCCCUGCAUCCACUAUAUCUGGUCUCCAGGACCCUGCAUCCACUAUAUCUGCUCUCCCAGGACCCUGCAUCCACUAUAUCUGCUCUCCCAGGACCCUGCAUCCACUAUAUCUGGUCUCCCAGGACCCUGCAUUCACUAUAUCUGGUCUCCCCGGACCCUGCAUCCACUAUAUCUGGUCUCCCACAGACCCUGCAUUCACGAUAUCUGGUCUCCCACAGUACACACAACAUGGGAAUUCAAUUAUUUUAGUAAAUAUAAACUGGUAAAUACCUUUUCUCAUCAGCAGUAUAUAGUGGUCUUGUGA